Molecule: messenger RNA, 3399 nt
Organism: Myxocyprinus asiaticus (Chinese sucker)
Lineage: Eukaryota; Metazoa; Chordata; Actinopteri; Cypriniformes; Catostomidae
Product: taste receptor type 1 member 1-like
Exons: 6
Coding region: 1-2493 (830 amino acids)
Biological process (GO): G protein-coupled receptor signaling pathway
Cellular component (GO): membrane
Molecular function (GO): G protein-coupled receptor activity
Source: RefSeq, a predicted model, not a curated record
AUGCUUCUGAGUAUUUACGCUUUUCUUUUGUACUUUAAUAAUUGUUUCUUCAAAUGUUCUUGCUCAUCAUCUGAGUUCAACUUGGAAGGAGAUUACUUAUUGGGUGGUCUUUUUGCUUUGCAUGAAGUGGAUCAUGCUACACCCCUGUCCACUCCAGAGGCCAUUGAAUGUUCCAGGCACACUAUCUCAGUAUCUGGCUAUCAGAUGUUCCAAGUGCUGAGGUUUGCUGUUGAGGAGAUUAAUAACUCCACCACCCUCCUGCCUAAUGUUUCUCUAGGAUACAAGAUUUUUGACCAUUGUUCUGCAACAAAGAAUUUCCCUGCAGUCUUCAGUUUUAUCUCAGAGAAUGGAUCAAUUAAACCUAAAGAAAUGGUCAACAACCAUCAUCCUAAAGUGAUUGCUUUAACAGGACCAUAUGGAAGCACCAGAACUAUUACAAUUGCACCAUUGUUCACAAUGAGCCUUAUACCUAUGGUAAAUUAUGGAGCUUCCAGCUAUGCAUUAAGUAAUAAACUUCAAUAUCCCUCUUUUCUAAGAGCACUCCCCAGCAACAAAGACCUGAUACAGAUGAUUAUUCGCAUCAUACAGUGGUUUGGAUGGAACUGGGUUGCCUUCCUUGGUAGCCAAGAUGCUUACAGUACAGAUGGCCUGAGACAGUUUAACAAGUAUAUUGUCAAUACUGGCAUUUGUUUGGCCUAUCAUGAGGCUCUCAGCCUUGAUUCAAACUACACUUCAGCACUUAAAAAGAUUGAUAUGCUUAAAAUCAAUGUCAUUGUGGUUUUCGCUUUGCCACAAUAUGCUAAGAACAUAAUCAAAGCCGCCAUAGCGAGCAACAUCCGAGACAAAGUUUGGAUUGCAGGUGAAACAUGGUCUAUGGAUCAACAGCUUCCCAGAGAGACAGGAAUUGAGAAAAUUGGUACAGUUAUUGGCAUUACGGAGAGAUUAUUGACAUUACCCGGAUUUGAUGAAUUCAUCUAUAAAGUCAAAGGAACAUCUAAUGUUCAUAAUGAUAGCACUGAAGUCCAGUCUCCUCAAAGAUUGAGUGAGACAUGCAAUCAAGUUUGUGAGAGCUGCUCUUUGUUGACUGCAGAGGAAAUUAUAAAUGAAAAUCCUUCAUUCUCCUUUAGCAUCUAUUCUGCCAUAUAUACCAUAGCUCAUGCAUUACAUAAAGUUCUGCGGUGUGACAUGAAUAAAUGUCACAAGAACACAACAGUUUGGCCAUACACGCUUCUGGGAGAAAUUAAGAAUGUGGAUUUUCCACUCAAUGGUCGUCAGGUGAAAUAUGAUGAUAAUGGUGAUCCAACCGUCAAUUACGCAGUUGUGCUCUGGCAUACAAAAACAAAUCCUCCACGGUUGGAGAUGAUAGGCACAUAUGAUACAUAUCCAGAAAUUACCUUUAUCAUCAACAGCUCUCUCUUGCCCUGGCGUAACAAUUCUGUUCCUUUCUCAAACUGCUCUGUUGAGUGUAAGGAGGGAUUUUCAAGAGAACCAGAGGGAUUGCAUAACUGCUGUUUUCGGUGUAAAAAAUGCCAGAGGAACAGCUAUGUGCAUUAUUCUCGGGACCCCUAUUCCUGUUUUCAGUGUGCAGAGAGUGAAUGGUCUGAUGAGGGGAGCACAACAUGUAAGACACGCAUUGUUGUCUAUCUUGAGUACACCGAAAUACCGUCUCUUGCAUUCAUUGUUUCUACCAUAUGUCUGAUGAUUCUCUUAGUUACCAUCUUUGGCCUUUUUGUCUACAAUCAGAAUACACCAGUAGUGAAGUCUGCUGGUGGUAGCAUGUGUUUCCUAAUGUUGGCAUGUUUGAUUAUGUCUAAUAUAAGUUUGUUCUUUUUCUUUGGAAAACCCACACCUUUACAUUGUAUCUUUAGAAAUUUCGCAUUUGCAUUUUUCUUCACUAUCUGUCUCUCCUGUCUGGCUGUACGGUCUUUUCAAAUUGUUUGCGUUUUCAAAAUGGCUGCCAAGUUUCCUAAAUUGCACAGCUUGUGGGUGAAGCACAAUGGCCAGUGUCUCUUCAUUGUGUUUUACUGUGUAAUUGAUUUAAUUGCUUGUGUGAUAUGGGCGACUGUCGAACCUCCCAAACCCAACAGGGACACAUUUUCUUUUAAAGACCAAAUUCUGCUCAUCUGUGAGAAUGGAAACACUAUAACCAUUAGCAUUAUUGUGUUUGUGAGUUGGUUUCUUGGUGUCCUGUGCCUCAUGUUUUCUUACAUGGCAAGAGACCUGCCGAAAAAUUACAAUGAGGCCAAAUCAAUAACCUUCAGUCUGGUUUUGUUUUAUCUGAGCUGGAUUGCGUACUUCACAGCAUUCUUUACUCUAAAAACCAAAUACAUCAUGCUUUUCAAUGCAAUGGCCCAGCUAGCCAGUAUUAAUGCAAUUGUCUUCAGUUACUUCAUCCCAAAAUCUUACAUUAUAAUAUUUCAACCAAAAAAGAACACUCUUGGAUACUUUCAAACAUCUAUUCAAAAUUACACCCAAACCAUUAGUAGGACUUAGUCCAGAAACGAGACGUUUGUCUCAUUUGCAUUUGGACUUUGUUGGGGAAAAAGUCUGAGAAAGUGUCCAACUUUUAGUAUAGACGCUAGGUAACGGGAUAGCCACUGCACAGAUGGGGGUGUCCUAUGAAGCAACCUGUAACCGCUCAAGGGAUUCCCUAUUGAGUAUUGCAUUUGUUCUCCGUUAUGUUCAUCUGCAAUUACAGUAAUCAGAGUUUGUUCGUUUUUUAAGCCGACAUAACUGCCAGAUGCAGAAGAGAUGAAUAAAUAAGAGGUCUUUAUUUUAGUUGGCUUUUUAAUGCUUUUCAGUGCUUAAGUGCAGGGGUGCUUUUCUUAAUUUAUUGCUGAAAUACUGAGAUAAUUACUGAACAACAGAGCAAAACAUUUUUUUUAAAUGUAGUUAGUAUGCAAGCUAAUUAUUCACACUGAUCACUCUUGAAACAGUUAAAUCAGCCUCACUGAGCACUGACUAUCAUUAAUAAUGCAUGUUUGUUAAUGCAGGAUACUAUUAAACAAAAAUGACAGAUGAAACAUGGACUAUUGUUGAAAUACAAAGAUAAGCUAGCUCAAAAACUCAUUUAUUUUCAGUUGUUGACUGAGUAAUUCUGAUACUCGAAAGAGAAAACGUAGGUUUCAAUAUCAUAUUGGAUUACUACAUUAUUGAAAGUUUACGGAGGGAUGGAAAUGACAUAAUGCAGAUAAAUGACUGCCGAUAGUGAGUGUUGCAAUACUUGCUUUAUAAUAUUUGUAUUCUGAUAUUUUGUGAAUGACUGAAAGAGAAAUAUUUCACUUACCUGUUUGUAAACCGAAUGUCAAAAUAGAGGUCCCCGUUGUUUGGGGUUUAUUUAUAGAUAAAACUGCAAGGGUAAUGAUGAUAACACAAAUAAUAAGAAUAAUACAAUAUUAA